Anolis sagrei ordinatus is the source of this 616-nucleotide messenger RNA. It is a transcript of the gene C1H11orf91, whose product is annotated as chromosome 1 C11orf91 homolog. Lineage: Eukaryota; Metazoa; Chordata; Lepidosauria; Squamata; Anolidae. The record is from RefSeq and is a predicted model, not a curated record.
AUGAGUCAUCAGCAACAGCCCCCUCCAACCCCUCGGCCACCACCCCCUCUCUACUUUCCUUCCCUCUAUGACCGAACGGCACAAAACACCACCCUAGCUGACUGCAGCCUCUGGCGGAAGCUUUUUGUGCCGUUGCGAGGGGGUGAAGUGGGACCAACUGGGCCCCAGAGACCUCCACCUGGGCUUGGGAUUCUCCCGCCAGCCAAUGACCGCUGCUGCCCACCUGCUUGGCCAGCAGGUCUGGCCCCCAUCCCAUAUGAGCCAUUGCGGUUCUUCUGUCCUGCUGCUGAGACCACCCCUCAGUAUGGGACUACGAUACAUCAGCAGCAACAGCCAGAUGGGGAGAUUUGUGAGCUUGGCAUCCGUCUGAAGGAGCUAGAAUUGCUGGCACUCACUGGAGACGGCUCAGAUCCACAGCAGUAUAAGCUUCUUAAGGCUCUGAAGGAUGAGAAGACAGACGAUGUAAUAACAGGAUUGACAAUGAAGAAAAAAUCACCUCCAUCAUGAGAAUUAUUUACAUCUGAUCUUACAUGAUUCUAUUGACAUUAUGUAUCAUUUUAAUGACUACAUAUUUUCUUCAACUCUUGACAAAAUGGAAAUUUACAACUUAUUCUUC